Sphaerodactylus townsendi is the source of this 1246-nucleotide messenger RNA. RefSeq names its product RAB42, member RAS oncogene family (gene RAB42). Gene Ontology annotation, molecular function: GTPase activity; GTP binding. NCBI's taxonomy places the organism in Eukaryota, Metazoa, Chordata, Lepidosauria, Squamata, Sphaerodactylidae. Bases 37 to 753 code for a protein of 238 amino acids. Gene Ontology annotation, cellular component: Golgi membrane. The record is from RefSeq and is a predicted model, not a curated record. The transcript is spliced from 2 exons.
GUGUGCUGUCUGUCUGCUGGGUGGUAGCCUCACGCAAUGGCUCUGUCUCCUGCUAUGGAUGCAUCUCUUGACAAGGAGGCUGCCCUUCGGACGGCUCCAGCGUGCAAUCUGAAUGGGAACUGGCACUACCAAUUCCGUGUCCUUUUGUUGGGUGAUUCCACUGUGGGGAAAACCUCUCUGCUGAGGAGCUACACUGAGAGGUGCUUCGUGCCGGAUCCAUUCCCCACUGUAGGUGUGGAGUUCUACAGCAAGGUUAUGGAGCUGCCGCCAGGCAUCAAGGUGAAGCUUCAGCUGUGGGACACAGCUGGUCAAGAAAGGUUCAGAUCCAUCACCAGGUCUUGCUAUCGUAAUGUGGUGGGCGUGUUCUUGGUCUUCGAUAUGACCAACCGAAGUUCCUUUGAGAACAUCUUUGAGUGGCACAACGAAGUGACAACUGCCCAGGUAAUGGACAAAGUAAUUUUCCUUCUGAUUGGCCACAAAAGUGACCUCCAGUCAGAGUACAGAGUCUCCACUGAGGAAGCCGAAGGGAUGGCCACUUGUCUGGGAACGCGCUUCAUUGGAACCUCAGCGAAGGACAACACCAACGUGGAUCUGGCUUUUGACACCAUGACCAAUGCUAUUUAUGAGGCUCUGAGAAGCAAAGAAAUUGACUUGCUGGAAGGAUGGGAUGGCGUCAAGGUCAUUCAUAAAAAGCCUUCCAGCAGUCACCAGAGGAAGAAGAAGAAGAAGCCAGAAGAUAAAUGUUGGUGUUAAUGAGGGUAAAGACUGGGAUAUGAUUGGGAGAAAUGGUCCAUUUUGAAGCCCAGUUACCUCAGAAUUUUUCUACAUCCCAGUGCCUGUCAGAUCCUGACAAAUUUUCUGUGUCUCCAGGAGCAAGCCCAAAAAUUAAGCAGCUGGACUAAAUUUCAGUUUUCAGGGGUUUGCAUUUUAAUGACUGUAUUUUCUAAUUUUUGUUACUAUAAAAUCUGAUCCUAACCUUUUCAGUUUCUCAUGAUGUCAUUAAAACUAUUGCACAAUUGUAUAAAUAAAUAUCGGGGAACCAUUUUUGUCAUCACUACAACACAAAGUUUACAUCUAAACCUAACCCAACUUCUCCCCAAUUUCUCUUAACUUCACUAAUAUUUUAAAAAUCUGUUUCAUUGAAUUUUGGAACCCAUUUAGAAAGCAACUGGUUAAGAAAUGUAUUAAUCUACCACCAUCUGAAUGAUGUAAAGUUAACAUAUAAACAAGCAAUGACAAGAACGUC